GGCGAGGGGUACGCCAACCUGCAGCAGAUUGCCCGCUUCAAACUAUUCUCCGAUGCUCCUUCUUCCAACAAAGGAUGGAGGGAACGUUGGUGCUACGUGAAGUUGGAUGAGAUCCCAUUCCCGAGGGAGCUACGUGACCGAUUCCGAAGGCACGAAAAGAUCAGGAAUGCCGCUCUCGAGAAAGACGGCCUAAAGUUGGCCAAGUUCCCGGAGGGGAAAAACAAGAACGUGGCGAUCAAAGACUGCACCCUCGAGGAGGAUUUAUACACCCUCGGGUUCCGGAGGUACCGCUUCAUAGGGGAGACCGAUGAAAAGUACCCUCCCUUCAACAAGGCCUUCGGAGGGGCCGGAGGUAUCCCCGUCUCUAUGGUGAAUGUAAAGGGCCUUGCCCGUUUGAAGAAACAGGACCCGAAGGGGUCGGGACAGGGCAUCCAGAAGCCCAUUACUGCCCUCUUUAAGAAAGCCGAGGGCGAUGCCGCUGCCGGUAAGAGGAAGGUAGUGACCAAGGGGUCCCCUCCGGCUACCAAGAAGCCGAAGAAGGGGGAUGUCGCCGAGAAGGAGCCCCCGGUCAUUGUUGCUGAUGAGCACCCCGCCUCCGGGAUGCAGGUGGAGAAGCUGCCGGGUGGAACGCCGGCGGGGGCAGAGGAGUCACUGCCUGAGAUCCUCCAAGUCGCGUUCCCGGGGGGUAUGUCUUUGGCCAGCGGCGCUGUCGACCCGGGGGCCAUCCUGAGGGGUAUGACCCCUGAGACGGAUAGGGCUGCCCUCGGGGCCUACAAUGACGCGGCCCUCGAGGACCACAUUCUCCGCUCCUCCCUCUCUGCUUGCUUAGCCCUCGGCGAACAGGCUCGGAGGCUUCAAGAAUGGCGCCUCCACAAAGCGGAGCAAGACGCCAGAAUGAGGGAGUGCCUUCUCAAGAACCAAGAGGCGGUGAAGCUGGGGGCCCAGCUAGAAGAGGAGCUCCGGCAGAUGAGCUUGAAACUGGAGGCUGCAGAGAAAGGCAAGGCUGAUGCUGAGGCCGCUGCCAGGAGAGCUGCUAAAGAGGCCGAGGACUCCAAAGCGCUAGCCGUCGCCAAGGCUCAGGAGGAGGCCGUUGAGGCCUUUGUCGCCGAGGGUUGGAGAGCCGAGGGGCGCAAGAUGUGGGUGUCCUCGGUCGUGGAGGCCUGCGUUGAAGAAUGGGCCGAGGGCCCUGGGUGGGAAUGGAUGGCCCGGAAGGGCAGAGAGUACUACGAAUCCGGCGAAUUCUUCACCCAGGCCCUCAUCUACCGGAGGAUGGCCCGGCAUUUGGGCAUCGAGCAAAAGGACUUCUCCCCCUCGGCGUAUGGCCUUCCUCCCUUGCAGCCUGAUGUCCGUGAGUCGCUCCCGGAAGGUGUUCAGAGGCCCGACCUUGAGGACACGGUGUUGAAGAAUGAGGCCGAGGGCGACGCUGUCGAGACCGGAUCGGAGGCAUCAUCGAGGCCGGCUGCAGAGGGCGCCCCAGGAAAUGAUGCCGUUGUAGUCGUAGAAUGACUUUGUAUUUACAAAUCUUUGAACAUGUUUUGUAAUGAACAACAUUGUUCCUUCGGCUUCGGCCCGUUUGUAAAUCUCACACUUACUUUGUUUUUGAUGAAUGCAUGAUUGCCCUCGGGCUGUGUUUAUAUGAUUUGCUUUCUCCAAUUCCUUUCUUCUCGAAUGCGUGCCUUCGGUUUUGUUUUGAAUGUAUGUCUUUGUUCCUUUGUAUGUAUGUCUUAGGACUGAGAAUAC
Messenger RNA from Cuscuta europaea, 1740 nucleotides. NCBI's taxonomy places the organism in Eukaryota, Viridiplantae, Streptophyta, Magnoliopsida, Solanales, Convolvulaceae. The record is from the annotation of a GenBank genome assembly.